AUGAGAAUCCAUUUGAUAAAAGUAUUCUAUGAGUACUUUUACCCUGCGCAUCCAAUACUCCUACCCUUUGAUCUCUGGGUUAUGUCUUCACCACCUCAGUAUCUCGUGAACAUCGUCGAGUUCAUUGGAUUGCAUCAUGUUUCGGCUGGCCAAACUCUUGAAUGCUCAAACGAUCUUUGGAUGGCCACCGAUAAUGCUGAAUUAGCGUUGGAAAAAACGCAAGCAUAUGUUCUUUUGUGUAUCCUAUUCCAUGGCCGCAAAGCCCCCGAAUGCGCAAAGAAAUGCAUUGGUUUUGCUAUUGAUUGUAGCCUCAGACUCGGACUUCACUGCCGAGAGCUCUCGGAUACCGUGGAGGUGCAGAGCACCGCUCGUGCCGAGAGCAUGAGACGGACAUUGUGGGAGAUUUUCAUCGUGGACACUCUUCUCGCUGCCGUGCAAGUUGGAGGCACUUUACAAUUCAACAUGGAGACGCCUGACGUGUCUCUUCCAUCUGAGGACGAGAAGUUUGCGGGCGGUCACUCUGGGGUCUUCUCCAUUUCUGCGAAGGACCUAGGCCGCCGGGCAUUCUCUGAUAAGGAUCGCAUCUCAGCACUUGCUUAUCGUGUCGAGGCGACAUUCAUUCUCCGACACUGCCUAAUCGCCUGCGAGACACAUGCUCCCGAAGACACGUUGGAAGUACUAGACUCAAUGAUCUCGGCUUGGUUCCACCGAUGGCCUAGCGACCGCAGCACUAUUCUCCAGAUGGAUGGAAAAGUGAAUCAAAUUGAUUUCCAGACGGCUAUGAUCAUGCAUUGCGCCUCUAUUUACCUGCAUUUCCCGAAAUCAUCAUUAGCUUCCUUCCUCCCAAUUACCCGCGAGGUGUUUUGUUCUAGGCCUCCACCUAUACCAUCACCCUCGCUGAAUCCGCAAAUGCACACAGCCAAAGUUGCUAACGCAGCUGUUGAGCUGUCCAAGCUCGCUUCCCUUUCUACGUCUGUGACGGGUAAUUCUCCAUUUUUUGCUUGCACCCUCGUCCUUAGCUCUAUCAUCCAGAUGACUGUUUUGUCUGCCCCUACCGGGCAGCCAUUUGGGAAGCAUUACUCAUAUUUGGCAUUGAACAUAGGUGUUCUCAAAUCUAUGGGCAGCAUAUGGAAAAUUGCAGCCUGUUCUAUGGAAAAUCUCCGAGCCACCACACGCGAGGUUGAGGCGGCCUCUGCAGAGGCAGGUCAUGAACUCGUUGGACCUAUGUUUAUCCCUGUCCCCCAAAAGUGA
This is a messenger RNA of Penicillium verrucosum, 1251 nucleotides long. RefSeq names its product fungal specific transcription factor domain-containing protein. Gene Ontology annotation, molecular function: zinc ion binding; DNA binding. Gene Ontology annotation, biological process: DNA-templated transcription. NCBI's taxonomy places the organism in Eukaryota, Fungi, Ascomycota, Eurotiomycetes, Eurotiales, Aspergillaceae. The record is from RefSeq and is a predicted model, not a curated record. The transcript has a single exon. The coding region runs from base 1 to 1251 and encodes 416 amino acids.